AUGCAAGUCCAUUUCGUUGCCCGGUUUCUCCCUUGGCAUCGACAUAUGGUAUUUCUCUACGACCAAGCUCUCCGUGAAUGUGGUUAUCAGGAUGGCAUUCCACACUGGAAUUGGAGUUUAGACUCUGCCGAUGCGAGCCGAUCACCGGUCUUUUCAAGUGACCCACAAGUUGGCUUUGGUGGCAAUGGCACGGGCCGCGUCGAUCCUCGAUUGCCAGAUGAUGGAGGCGCCCUUCAGACAGGUGCAUUUUCCAACUUCCAGUUAAUACAUCCGCUCCCUCACCUUUUACACCGCAAGUUCGAUACCAUGUCGGAUUUGUCCACAAACGACGUUCCAUACUUGGGUGAAUACUAUACGAGCAAUAGGGUAGCGGAGAUCCAGAAGAUACCGGAAUUCUUGGCCUACUCCAACGAACUGGAGGGCCACAACCCAAUGCUUUUCCCAGAUGCCACUACCUCCCCUCAUGCUGCCAUUCACACGUUCAUGGGUGGCGAAAUGCCCUCCUCAGUCUAUGCCGCAAAUGAAAUUGAUCUUGAUUGUUUUCCUUCCAGACUGUUUUUCCUCCAUCACGCGCACAUUGACAAACUAUGGGUCGAUUGGCAAAGGCGAGAUUGGAAUAAUCGCAAAAGAGCCUACCAUGGAAACAACAUCCGGGGAGAUCAGACAGAAGAUGCUUCACUCAAUGAUAGGAUGCCUUUCUUGGGUCUAGGCGGUCCAGAUCCAACUGUCCUUUCAGUGAUGGACACAACAGCUUAUCCCUAUUGCUAUACUUACGCGGAUUAA
Messenger RNA from Puccinia triticina, 783 nucleotides. RefSeq lists its product as uncharacterized. Gene Ontology annotation, molecular function: oxidoreductase activity. NCBI's taxonomy places the organism in Eukaryota, Fungi, Basidiomycota, Pucciniomycetes, Pucciniales, Pucciniaceae. The transcript has 11 exons. Bases 1 to 783 code for a protein of 260 amino acids. The record is from RefSeq and is a predicted model, not a curated record.